Molecule: messenger RNA, 1620 nt
Organism: Anthonomus grandis grandis
Lineage: Eukaryota; Metazoa; Arthropoda; Insecta; Coleoptera; Curculionidae
Product: protein henna
Exons: 7
Coding region: 143-1531 (462 amino acids)
Biological process (GO): L-tyrosine biosynthetic process; L-phenylalanine catabolic process
Molecular function (GO): iron ion binding; phenylalanine 4-monooxygenase activity
Source: RefSeq, a predicted model, not a curated record
AAUCCAGUUUUUGCGAUAAAACCAGUUUGUAAAUGUAAAUAUUUAUAAUAUUAAGUUAAUAAUUGUUGAUUAGUUGAUCCUAGUCGUUCGCCGUCAAAGAAAUCAACCGGAUUGACAUUUUAUUGCGUUUUAUUCAGUCGAUAUGAUGUAUAGUAAGAAUAUCACGAUUCAGACCGCUGAUAAGGCGGUCGAGCAGCCUCAGGGAAGCCCUCCAGAUGUGCCCAAGCUGAUGCCUGGUGGAAACUACAUAAAAAUAGGACGAGACUCAGCUAAAAGCACUUACCUACUAUUCGCCCCACACGAUGAAGAUGUCGGCAUAUUGGCCAAGUACCUUAACAUCUUCAAGACGAACCAUGUGAACUUGUUGCACAUUGAAUCCAGACCGUCGACGAAAAUGCCCGAUUUGUACGAGUUCAUGGUGGAGUGUGCCCCUAGUGGUAACCUUGGAGGGGCCAUCGAGGCCAUCAGGGAAAGCAGCCAAUAUUUGCAAAUUAUUUCCAGGGAUUAUAAGGAUAAUAAGGAUACUGUGCCAUGGUUCCCUAGGAGGAUAAGGGAUCUGGACAGGUUUGCUAAUCAGAUAUUGUCUUAUGGUGCUGAACUUGAUGCCGACCAUCCUGGCUUCACUGAUCCGGUUUAUAGGAAUAGGAGGAAGUAUUUUGCAGAUAUUGCUUACAAUUAUAGGCAUGGAGAGAGGCUUCCUCACAUUGAUUACACUGAGGAAGAAGUGGAUACUUGGAGAGAGGUUUUUAGGCAGUUGAAGACCCUUUAUGCCACGCAUGCUUGCAAGGAGCAUAACCACGUGUUUCCACUACUGGAAGAAAACUGCGGUUAUAGAGAGGAUAAUAUUCCACAGCUCGAAGAUAUUUCAAAUUUCUUAAAAGACUGUACGGGUUUCACUCUGCGACCAGUAGCAGGCCUUCUCUCGUCACGUGAUUUCUUAGCAGGGUUGGCUUUCAGGGUGUUCCACUCGACCCAAUACAUCAGGCACCCCAGUAAGCCUUACUACACCCCGGAACCGGAUGUGUGUCAUGAGUUAUUGGGGCACGUGCCCCUUUUUGCUGACCCGGACUUUGCUCAGUUCUCCCAAGAAAUCGGACUAGCCUCCUUGGGGGCUCCCGAUGAUUUUAUUGAGAAACUAGCUACAUGCUUUUGGUUCACUGUGGAGUUCGGUUUAUGUCGUGAGGGAGAUAGUUUAAAAGCUUACGGGGCUGGUCUGCUGUCGUCUUAUGGUGAGCUCCAGUAUGCACUCAGUGAAAAACCGGAGUUCAGAGCUUUUGAACCUGCUAAAACGGCCAUUCAGAAGUACCCGAUCACUGAGUACCAGCCCAUUUAUUAUAUUGCGGAAAGUUUCGAGGAUGCCAAAGAGAAGAUGAUAAAAUAUGCUGCAACCAUUCCCAGGCCUUUUGGAGUGAGGUACAACGCAUACACUCAGAGUAUCGAGGUCUUGGAUGCCAAACCUCAAAUCCAACGCUUGGUCGGUAAUAUUGGAUCAGAAAUGUCCAUUUUAAUUGAUUCCCUCAAGAAGCUCUAGAGUGCCAGUUUAAUUAUUCUUAGACUGUAUUUAGUAUUUAUAUUAUUUAUUGUAAUGUUUUUUUUUUUAAUAUAAAAUGUUUGUUAGUA